AUGCUUCGCAGGUCCAGGAACCAGUGGCUGCCCGGGGAAGUCGAUGGCCUGGAGGCACGGCAGCAGAAAGGAGUGCGGGUGUUUGGUGAAGAUGCCGUGGCUGUGGCAGAGGCCUCCUUCGUGAAGCGACGCUUCUUGGAAGGGAGUGAUGUGGAGGUCUACCGGGGUCCGGCGCGCGGCUGGAUCCCUACCCGAGUGGGCCCAGGAGCUGGGACGCGUGCUGUGCAUGUGGACCCGGAGGUGGCCGAGGAGGCCCAGGCGGUGGAGCUCUGCGAGGGCUCGGGCCCGGCCGAAGGCCCAGCCUCAGCCCGGCGGGGCGCGCCGCCAAGAAAAGCCGACGGCUCCAGGUUCAGCACCAGCGACUUUCUGGUGAUGGUCCCGAUAGUCAAGGAGUUCGCUGUGGCCGCAGACGAGACGGAGGAGGUCCCCUCCUUCCUGCUGCGCCCGGCAGCCAGCAGCGCCUCCUGCCCAUCCCUAGUUUUCCAAAUCUGA
Messenger RNA from Symbiodinium pilosum, 492 nucleotides. Lineage: Eukaryota; Dinophyceae; Suessiales; Symbiodiniaceae. The record is from the annotation of a GenBank genome assembly.